Echinostoma caproni is the source of this 408-nucleotide messenger RNA. The record is from the annotation of a GenBank genome assembly. Lineage: Eukaryota; Metazoa; Platyhelminthes; Trematoda; Plagiorchiida; Echinostomatidae.
AUGGCUGAUAAAACCUCUCUCGGAUCCUCCGACGAGGACACCUUCCCGACGACGUUAGAUGAGUCUGUGAUGGUCAUGGAUAAAACUCUUUCACAGGCCAAAAUGCUAGGCACAAUUCAGGAACAUGCUUUAGAACUAGGGAGGCUGAAGGCCGAAGCUAGCGCUCUCGGUGACCAGGUCGCCAAACUCAACGCCCUCAUGUUGAACUCCCCAGUUCACUUGGCGGCAGACCAAGCGAUCAAAGUAUCCGAGCAGCAAAUGCUAGCUACAGCACGAAUUUUACAGGUGGACACGACUGCCUCGAAAAGGGUUAUCUUCUGGGGACAUUUCCCGAGCUCUUUAACCCCUCAGGAAAUGACGAAGUUAAUCUUUAAACAUCUGGAUACGACAGUUUUCAAGCCCAGCUAA